Aethina tumida (small hive beetle) is the source of this 2199-nucleotide messenger RNA. It is a transcript of the gene eIF2Bepsilon, whose product is annotated as translation initiation factor eIF-2B subunit epsilon. The coding region runs from base 214 to 2148 and encodes 644 amino acids. Gene Ontology annotation, cellular component: eukaryotic translation initiation factor 2B complex. The transcript has 10 exons. Lineage: Eukaryota; Metazoa; Arthropoda; Insecta; Coleoptera; Nitidulidae. Gene Ontology annotation, molecular function: translation initiation factor activity; translation initiation factor binding; guanyl-nucleotide exchange factor activity. The record is from RefSeq and is a predicted model, not a curated record.
GUAGUUAUUCUGCAUUGACAGCUUUGGUAUAUUUGAUUUACUGUGUUCUACCAUAAGGAAAUCUUGUUUUCUUUGUGAUUUGUACAGUGUUCUUAAGCUUAGUUCAGUAACUUUACACAUAUAAACGUUAAUAAAAUUCAUAAAACAACACUUCAAAAAACGUACGAGCGUAAUUUGUUUCAAUCAUAUGUUAUUAUAACCUAAAUUUUUAUAAUGUCGUCCAAAAAAGGGGAAUUGGUCCGUAAGGAAAAUGCGGUACAAGCUAUAAUUGUAGCGGACACUUUCAACGACGAAUUUCUACCAAUAUCAAAAGAUCUUCCACAUGCGUUAUUACCACUUGUAAAUAAACCUCUAAUCGACUAUACCUUGGAUUUUUUAUCUCUUGGCGGAAUUGAAGAGACUUUCUUAUUUUGUUGCAGUCAUGUUGAUGCCAUUAAGAAACACAUUCAAAAGAGCAUUGAAGCAUCUGAAGGGUGGUCCUUAACUAUGAAAGUUCAUAUAGUGAGUUCAGAGAGUUGUAUGUCCUUUGGUGAUUGUUUGCGAGAUUUGGACAAGAAAGGGUUUUUAAGAGGUGAUUUUGUAUUGGUGGAACCAGGGACAAUUUCGAAUGUGAAUUUAUUAUCCCUUCUUAAAAAACACAAUGAUAUCACCAAAGCUGAUAAAGGGGCAGCUAUGACUUUAAUUUUUCAAGAAUCUGGCAUUGGUCAUCAGGCUAGAUGUAAAAAAGAAGAAGUUUUAAUUGCUACAAACUCAAAAGGCAGAGUUUUAUAUCACAAAAAACUGGGUACUUAUAAAGAACGUAAAAUUGACUUCCCCUUGGAAAUCUUUUUAGAAAAUCACUGUGUUACAUUGAGACAUAACUUGAAAGACACACAUAUUGCAAUUUGUUCUGCUGCUGUUUUACCACUCUUUACAGACAAUUUUGAUUUUCAAACAAUGGAUGAUUUUAUUAGAGGACUGUUAAUUAAUGAGGAGAUUUUAGGAAUGACUAUUUACAGUGACAUCUUAAAGGGUGGACAGUUUGGUGGUGCUGUUACAAAUUGGAGGACUUAUCAAACAUUAAGUAAUGAACUCAAGAACAAUUGGAUAUAUCCCAUUGUGCCAUCAUUUAAGAGGAAUAAAAAGUUGAAUAAAAACGUGAUCGUAGGGUUAAACACAAGCAUUGCAAAGUCUGCAAAACUAGAGGGAGUAAUUUUGGGCGACAAUAUAACAAUUGAUGAGAAUGUGACAAUAACUAACUCUUUUGUUUUUUCAAAUACAAAAAUUGAAAAGGACGUUACUAUCUCUUUAAGCAUUAUUGGUGCUAAUUGUAUUAUCAAACCUAAGAGUAAAAUUCUGGCAGGCUCGAUUUUAGGAAAAAACGUACAAAUUGAAGAAGGAACUUUUAUUGAGGAUGCCUUGGUACAAUAUACACAACCAAGUGAAUAUGAAAAUGGAGAUAAGUUGGGGGAACAUGCAUACAGACUAAUUUUGGAAGAUGAUGAUGCUGAAGACGUGGUCGACUCCGCUUUGGCCAAGAAACUCUCGCGAUUGCAUAUCGAUGAAGACCAUGAAGAGGAAAACGAACACGACGACGGUUUCAGUGAGAGCGAUGACGACGGCUCUGACUAUACGACUCAUUCACCCGCUCCAGACGACACUAAACUGUUCUUUACUGAAGUAAUAGACAGUCUGACCAGGGGUUUCGAGGAUCGACUCCAGUGCGACAAUUUGAUCCUCGAGAUCAAUUCGUCGAGGUACGCGUACAAUGUCACAGUCAACGAGGUAAACUACUAUGUAAUAAAAGCAAUAUUGACCAUGUCUUUGGGACCAUCCUUGGGGCCAUCCAUUGGUCCACAGUAUUUCUCGCACUUGCAGCGAUUAUUGCAAUAUUUUUCUCCGAUCCUCAAGAACUACUUGCGUAACGAAAGAGCUAUGUUGGACUGUCUCCAAGCAAUUGAACAUAUGGCAGUUUCUAAUGAAGAUUUAAACCAGAAAUGGGUUACUUUUGUGCUACAGUGGUUUUAUGAUAAGGAUCACGUUAGCGAAGAUGCAAUUUUGGAAUGGUAUGGAACGUUGGAUAAAAACCAGAAAUUUCACCAGCAAGUUAAGCCCUUCACUGAUUGGUUACAAGAAGCUGAGGAAGCCUCGUCUUCUGAAGAUGAAUAAUUAAAUUUUAUUUUAUUUCUGUACAUACUAUGAAAUAAACCUUUAUUUACA